AUCGACUACCCCACGGAUGAGUCUGCGAUUGACGACUCCCCCGGCCCAUCACCAGCUCCAUUGCUGCCGCCGUUGUCGUCGUUCAGCUGCCCCCUUCCGCAGUCCCAACAACAAUCGCAACGACAGGGCGGCAGCUCGACGAUGCUUCCUCCUGCGGCCACGACCAAUAAUAACACUAAUAAUGCGGCUAAUCGGGCGCAAAUACCACAGCAUGCCCCCACCGACUCUCUGUCGCUGAUGCAGCUGCGGCGCAUCGUGGCCACGGUCAAUGCUACUGAGCCCGCGGCAUAUGACUUUGUCUACUCAGAUAUGGGCCCCCACGCCGAGGAGAUAGACGAGUGGUUUGUGUAUCAAUUCUGGCAGUGGGUGCGCCUUAAUGCGGCGCAAAAGGCCUUUGAGUGGCACUGGAAGCACGAGUCGGGCGGCAAGCAUGGUUGGGACGAUGCGGACCACGACACGAGGGCGAAAUUUAUACAGGGCGCCAUUGCUGGCGUGCAGUCGAGCGAUGCAGCUCUGAGGGCAAACUCGAUUGGCAAGAUUAUGUAUCUGGUUUUGGGUAGGUGGGGGGAUACGGCAAUGCCGCACGCGACGGAUGAGGCGAGCCGGUCGAUUGCAAGCAUCCCUCAGUUACAGGCGAUAAAGGCGGGUGUGACGUGCUUGACGUCACUGGGAGGACUGUCGGUCGUUUGGGAAGCGCUGAGGAACGUCUUUGAGAUCCACUGGUAUGAGGAGUCUAACGUGGAUAGGACUGGCGAUAUCCAACAAGGCAGUGCUCAGGAUGCUCAAGACGAACUGAUGAAUCUCCUGACGAUUAUGUAUAUUGUUGUUCAGGAGACAUUGAAUGAUCCCGAAGACAUGGCUUCGACUGAAGCAAAACUGCUUGAGCUGAAUCCCUCGCUGGUUGAUUUUUUGAUGCUGGUUACGUCCAAGCUGAGAUGGGAUGAACAAAACACCAUGCCUCAUACCCAGAUUUUCCUAUUGUUCUGGAAAUCGAUCCUCCUGGUCUUUGGUGGAACCAAAGAUCUUGAGCGUGUCAAGGAAGCCACCAGCGAGUUGACAACUGGAGACAAGAGCAAAGAUACCAUCACGGCAAACCCCCUGGACUAUCAUGUUUUUCGUCAGGAAAUCACGUCGAAAUACCCGGCCUAUGUCCCUCCACAGCCUUUGAUACCACUAGAGGCUGACAACCCAUCACUUCUUCCACCUCUGCCUAAUUUAGUAAGCCGAAACGGUGCGAAUGGCAUUAUCCCACAACCACCAAACGUACAAAUGGGAGGAGCAUCUAUCCUUAAUCAGCCAGUACACAUUGCCACCCCAGCACCAUCACCACCGCCGUCUCCGGGGGUCGGUGGUAAGGGAGGCAAGAAGCAAAACUAUCAGACUAACCAAAACUUUCCCUUCAUGUACCCUCCUCUGGAUGCCACCAGUAACAGCGCUGGCGGGAAGGGUGAAGCGGGGUAUGGCAACCCUCUGGUUUCCAGAAGAUGGGAGGGCAGCGAUAUUCCCGCGUCAAUCCUUGAGGCUGGACAACUGUUCUCUUCGCGUGUCAGGAUGACCCGGGCAACUCGUCAGCUUUGGGAGGAGCGAGAGCGAUUCCUCAAGUUUGAACGCGGCUGGGAGACUGAUGACGAUGCCGACGAAAGCGACAAUGAUGAUAUUGAGGAACUUGAUCUUAAUGAGCUCACGUUGGAAGAGAGAGAGGUGUUGCGUGAACUAAGAGCGGAAGACAACAAAGAGAAGAAGAAAAAAGAGCGAUCACUCCCAGGCCCUGAGCUUGAUCUUGGCCCUCAACCAGAGAGAUUGAGUGAGCGAGACAAGCAACGACUCAUGGCGGUAGAACGUUUCUAUAGCGAUGCCUUGCCUCAUCUUCAGUCCAUUGUGAUUGUUUUGCUUCGUCCCAUCCUCGUUAAUGUCACGGCCAUAGUGACCCAGCAGCAGAAUCAAAUGGCAGGAAUGACUAAUAGGGCUAACAAUCCUGGUGUUAAUGGCCAUGGGUCGCAGAGGGGUAUGGAUAUGGGCGGACAAGGACAGUCAGAGCAAGAAGGGGAACCGACUCCUGAAGAGAUUGACGCCACUCGAACAAGGGAGAUUACUUCGAAGGCUAUGACAGCAAUUCUCUUACUCUUACUGAAGUGGCUUAGACUCUCGCAUGUUCUCAAGUUUGAAUACUUGACUCAGCUUCUGCUAGAUUCUAAUUAUCUCCCCUUGGUCCUCAAGCUCUUUGCUCACCAAGACAUUCAACAAGUGGUCGACAGUAAGAUGGAUCAUGUUGAAAAUAGCUUCUUCCAAUUUUGCAACAUUCGGUCAAAAUUUAAGGACAAGACUGAGAGCGAUGCGGACAACGAAGAGGAAGACAUGGACGAAGAAGACGUUCAAGACAGCGAGGAUGAAGCAGCACCACCGCCGAUUAAGAGGCAGCGAGAGCUAGAGGAACCGGUCGUGGACCAGAUGGAAGAUGUUGCCGUCGACAGCGAAGAACACGUCCCGAUGAGGCCCGAGGUGGACGAAAUGGGACUACCCCUGGGCUCUCUUCCGUUAGAGCCCAUUACCGACUUCUCCAGGAGGAACUUUUUCUCCCUAAUCAACUACCUCAGGGUGAUGCAGAAAAUUUGCAAGAACAAGGCGCACCGCAACCUGCUGCUUGUGCAGUACAAGUCAUCCACCAUCCUUAAGAAAUCCCUGCGGGUACCCCAACCAGAGCUUCGGCUAUACACGCUCAAGCUCUUCAAGGGCCAAGUGCCGUACUGUGGUCGUAAGUGGAGGCAGUCCAACAUGCGCGUCAUCACAGCCGUCUACCUCCACUGCCGGCCCGAGCUCCGCGACGAGUGGCUCGCGGGGAGCGACAUUGACGCGGAGGUGGACUCGGCGCUGCCGCUGGAGCAGGCGCUGCGUAGCUUGACGCAUUGGCUGAACGUGCGGAGGUACCCGGAGAAGAUUGCGGCGGAUAUCCGGAUUGCCAUGAGGGAGGAGCAGGACUUUUUCUCGAGGGAGCUGGAGAAGGUGGAUUUGAACUGGACGGAC
Messenger RNA from Trichoderma virens Gv29-8, 3021 nucleotides. RefSeq lists its product as uncharacterized. The record is from RefSeq and is a predicted model, not a curated record. Gene Ontology annotation, biological process: cytoskeleton organization. The annotation marks the transcript as partial. Gene Ontology annotation, cellular component: cytosol. The transcript is spliced from 8 exons. Lineage: Eukaryota; Fungi; Ascomycota; Sordariomycetes; Hypocreales; Hypocreaceae.